AUGCUGGGCAAAGGCCAGAAGCGCAAGCGGAGCGAAGAGGAGGCGGGGCCCGUCCUGGCCCCACCCUCCAGCGCCCUCUUCAGCAUCUCGGUCUCCAAGCUGCACCAGAGCCUGCAGCGGGGGGAGCCCGACCUUCGGCACCUGGUGCUGGUGGCCAACACGCUCCGGCGCAUCCAGGUCGAGAUGGAGCCGGCCUCGGUCUCCGGGCCGCAGCCAGCCCCGGGCGGGGGGGCCUGGCCGGACGACAGCGACUCUCUGCCCGGCCCCCUCCAAGGUCCCUGCGGGAGGACUCCCAUGCUGCCGCCCUCUCUCGCCCCCGUGGACCAGCCCCUGCUCUCCAGCAUGGAUGCCUCUAUCUUCUCCAUCCUGCAGGACCUGACCAGCGUUGAGGGCUUCAGCGACCCCCUGUGCCCGUCCGUGGCCCAGCCUGCAGUCAGGCUGAGUACAGAGCCCGGGCGGACUGCCCAGCCAUGCCUGGGCCCUCUGGAGCUCCUGGGCCCUGGGGGGGCCCUGCUGGAGGAAGGCCUGGACGGUCUCUUCGAGGACAUUGACACCUCCAUGUAUGAUUGUGAUCCGUGGCCCUCCAGCAAGGAGGCCUGCUCCGGCACCGAGGCGGGCAGGCAGGACUGUGCGGACUUGGACUACCUCCUGGACGUGCUUAUGGGAGCAGAGGACUUGUGA
This is a messenger RNA of Euleptes europaea (tarantolino), 681 nucleotides long. It is a transcript of the gene SERTAD1, whose product is annotated as SERTA domain containing 1. Lineage: Eukaryota; Metazoa; Chordata; Lepidosauria; Squamata; Sphaerodactylidae. The record is from RefSeq and is a predicted model, not a curated record. The transcript has a single exon. The coding region runs from base 1 to 681 and encodes 226 amino acids. Gene Ontology annotation, cellular component: nucleus. Gene Ontology annotation, molecular function: transcription regulator activity.